AGCAUUGUUGUUGUAUUCAGCUGGUGGUUGUCAUUCUGGCGAAAAGUGGAGAAAAAUAUCAAGUGAAACGGAGCAAAAGCCGAACGGAUUGAAAUAUUUUACAGAAACGACAGUGGAGCGCUCGGAUGGAGGCAGAGCCGGAGGACCAGGAGGAGGAAGAGGCGGCUGCCGCCAUGCUGUGGUCCAUCCAGGAGGCUCUGGAGAGGCAGACCCAGCAGAUCGGAGCGUCGGCCUGCGGGGCCACAGCGGUGGUGGACGUCCUGAAGGCCCUCGGAGUGGAUGUUGCGCCGGAAGAAGCUGACCGCUGCGUCCAGACCCGCCUGAGGAGGAACGAGUCUCCGCUGCCAGACUACCUGCUGUCACGCAGCGAAGCAGGCUAGAAAAUUAAGGGAAGAAUGGGUGACUGGAGCUUUCUAGGGCGACUGUUGGAAAAUGCUCAAGAACACUCCACUGUGAUUGGAAAGGUUUGGCUUACUGUCCUAUUCAUUUUCCGUAUCUUGGUUCUUGGCGCAGCCGCUGAAGAAGUUUGGGGUGACGAACAGUCUGACUUCACCUGUAACACCCAGCAGCCCGGUUGCGAGAACGUCUGCUAUGACGAGGCCUUCCCCAUCUCCCAUAUCCGUUUUUGGGUGCUGCAGAUCAUCUUUGUCUCUACGCCCACUCUCAUCUACCUUGGCCAUGUGCUGCACAUCGUGCGCAUGGAAGAGAAGAGAAGAGAGAGGGAGGAAGACCUCAGAAAAUCUGGACGACAUCAGGAGGACCACGACCCUUUCUAUAACAAUGGAGUCAGUGACGGAGGGGGAGGAGGUGGUAGAAAGGAGAAACCGCCAAUCCGGGAUGAGCAUGGGAAGAUUCGUAUCCGUGGAGUUUUAUUGAGGACCUAUAUCUUCAACAUAAUCUUCAAGACUCUGUUUGAGGUGGGCUUCAUCUUGGGGCAGUACUUUCUCUAUGGCUUCCAGCUGAGGCCGCUUUAUAAAUGUGGCCGCUGGCCCUGCCCCAACACUGUGGACUGCUUCAUCUCCAGGCCUACUGAAAAGACGAUCUUCAUCAUUUUCAUGCUAGUUGUAGCAUGUGUCUCCUUGGUCCUCAAUCUACUUGAGAUCUACCACCUGGGGUGGAAGAAAGUUAAGCAUGGGGUGACGAAGGAGUUUGCUCCUGAUAGUCUGUCACUGAUAGGCAUAAAUGAGCCUGGAGACGCAGAGACGAUUCCUGAACAGACCUCUCCAACGGGGCUCCAGUAUUUGCCAGUGUCUUCUAAUGUGUGUGUGGUGAGAGGUGAAGCAACGAGAGGAGGAACUUACAGUCCAACCGGAACCUCCCACACAGUGAUCUCCUUAAACACUAACAUGGCUACAGUACCAAUGUCUGAAGGACUUAAUGUGGGCAGUGCUGCUUGUCACCAAGAGGACUUCCUGAUGGAGUCGCUGCCUGCUUCUAUCUAUGGUGAGAGUGAAGACAGUCGUGGACACCUUGAGGAAAUGCAGCAGAAUAGGAGAAACAUGGCUUUGGAGCUUCACAAUCUCAAUGAGGAAAAUUCCCCCACAUAUCCCCUUCCAUCUCCAUUCCCCUCUACCUCCUCCACCUCUCAGGAGGAGAUGACAUGUCUGGAAGAGAAGCAACGCUCCACAUUUCCAACUCUUCCUCGAAAUACACCUCUCUCUCUGCUCGCGCCGGAGGAGACAGCAGUGGAUCCAGAAAACACUGUCGCCACAUCACCGAGCAUAGAACCACAUGAUGAUUUCACUGUGAUAACCAGGGCGGAGAUGCAUCAGCCUCCCUUUGCUGUCGGGACAGAUUUAAGGAGGCCCAGUAUGGUGAAUAAGACCUGUGGUGCUCGAGCUCGCCCUGAUGAUCUUUCUGUGUAGCUAAAAUGUGGAUGCUCAAAUUUAUGAAACAAUGCACAUGUGCUUUUCUCUUACCCAUAUGCAAAUACCACCAAACCACAGUACUUACACAAUUUAAGACUGGCUCAUAUCAAGAAGCAAAGGGUAUCAUGAAAGAAACACAAGGUAUUGGAGCUUUAUUACCACUCUGGUGUAUAUGUGAUACUAUGGAGAUGUGGUGCUAACCAGCAUAGCACAUACAUGAAUAACAGUUGUUAAAUUUUCAUUGGAUGGUUUCACAGUCAGUAGGGUUGAGCAUCUCUGCUUUACUGCCAGUACAUAUCUCAAUACACUUCCAUGACUGAGGUAGAAAUGUACCACAUUAAAGAACUAUGAGCAGCAAACUCCAGUUUCAUAUGAUUCAACUCUAUUACCAUUCUUAACAUUUAUGCUAAGAUAAGUUGGCCAUGUGUCUAUUUUUGUAGGUAAUAGCUAAGCAUGUGAAAUGGGUUGAUAUUUCAGUCUAACUUCUAUUUAGAAAUUAACUCAACUACUUUACAUCCGGUUGCACCUGAUGACUAGUGAACAACUUUAUUUACCUAGAUUUAGCAUUUAUGUUAGACUAAGUUAGCCAUGAAUCUAGUUUUGUAGUUAAUGACAAAACAUGUUAUAUGUGUUGAUCUUUUUUUUUUUG
Xiphophorus maculatus (southern platyfish) is the source of this 2517-nucleotide messenger RNA. Its product is annotated as gap junction alpha-3 protein-like. Lineage: Eukaryota; Metazoa; Chordata; Actinopteri; Cyprinodontiformes; Poeciliidae. The record is from RefSeq and is a predicted model, not a curated record. Gene Ontology annotation, cellular component: connexin complex. The transcript is spliced from 5 exons. Bases 396 to 1865 code for a protein of 489 amino acids. Gene Ontology annotation, biological process: cell communication.